CCCGCGGCAAAAGAUAGAAGAGCGAAGGAGAGAAAUGGAAGCAGAUGAAGGAGAUAAAACGCCAAAUCUUCCUCUGCCUUCGACGAAUGCAGAAACCCUAAUUCCAGAAACCACUCUCGAUCGCGAUCUCGAUCCGCAUGCAAACGCUCCACACGAUGCUCUCGAAUCCGACGCACCCGGCCCCAUACCGCCCUCCUCCUUCCCUCGCGACAUUUUCAGAGCUCUGGAAGUCGUCGAGAGGGAUUCGACCGCCAUUGCCGAGAGCUUCACCUCUCUCUUCUCUUCACUCCGCCUGGCUCUCUCUGAGGUCACAGGCACUUCGAUUGAACACAUGCACUGCUUCAAUGAUGCUGCAGGCCGCUUGCAAGAAUCUGCACUUGAUGCUGCAACCAAGGGAAACCGUUACAUAAAUUCAUGCCUGAGAUUGAAUCAAGACAUGAAGGGCAUUGAAAGUCUAGCCAUGCAAUUAAAGAUGUUGAAGAGGAAUGUUGAUGCUCUGGAUUUGGCGGUGAACCGGAUUGUACGGUUUCCAUGAUCUCGGGCCACACAUAUGGUUGGAUGUCUCGAAGCUCUCCUUCCACAGGUGAAACUGCUUGUCAUUAUCUCCUUUAUAUCUAUACAUGGAGUAGGGGCUAAUGUAUAGAACUUGUAUAUGCCUUCUUGUUGUGUUGAAUUCACUUGAAUCAGAGGAAUCUAUGAAGAAACUGCUCUCAACAAUGAUCAUGAUUAUGCAAGAUUUCAAAUACGAGUUUCCUUUGAAAAGUUUGAAAAGGUUAAGGGCCUAUUUGCAUGCAGCCAGUCCGGUCAGAUUGGAUCGGAUUGGAUUAGUUGGAUCAAUUUUGUUUUGAGCUGCAGAUGAAAUGGAAUGACUUGAAGAGAAAAGGACCCUUUUUAAAACUGAAUUGUCUUGCCCAGACCAACCAUAUUUCUCAGAUUCAAAUCCUUAUUGAGAAAACUAAUGAAAUCCAGAUUCAUCCCU
Molecule: messenger RNA, 979 nt
Organism: Magnolia sinica
Lineage: Eukaryota; Viridiplantae; Streptophyta; Magnoliopsida; Magnoliales; Magnoliaceae
Exons: 5
Coding region: 35-535 (166 amino acids)
Source: RefSeq, a predicted model, not a curated record